ACUCGGUUUCGAUUGAAUCUCCUCCGGUUGCUCAAACAACGGCGCCACUUUCGAAAUUACCCGCUCGAGUCGCACGGUGAUGACGACAACAUCAUCGUGACUCUAACAAGCCGCGCCAGUGGAAGAGCAAAGUUUUUGCUGUGUAAUCCGGACGCUUGACGCUCAUACUUGACUGCUGUCUCACCUGAUUUUCACCGUUAUUCCGUGUUGGUUCGGUUGGAGACGAUGGAAUAUUUAAUCGGUAUACAGGGACCGGAUUUCGUUCUCGUCGCAGCCGAUAAUGUGGCCGCCAGCAGCAUCAUUCAGAUGAAACACGAUUAUGACAAAAUGUUCAAGCUGAGUGAAAAGAUCCUGCUGCUGUGUGUCGGAGAGGCCGGAGACACGGUGCAGUUCGCGGAGUACAUCCAGAAGAACGUUCAGCUGUACAAGAUGAGAAAUGGUUAUGAACUCAGUCCAACAGCAGCAGCAAACUUCACACGGAAGAACCUUGCAGAUUAUCUCCGGAGCAGGACUCCGUACCACGUGAACCUGCUGCUGGCCGGCUACGACGAGGCCGAAGGUCCUGGUCUCUUCUACAUGGACUACCUGUCUUCUCUGGCCAAGGCCCCCUUCGCUGCUCACGGAUACGGGGCGUUCCUCACCCUGUCCAUCCUGGACCGCUACUACAGACCAGAUCUGAGUCGAGACGACGCCGUGGACCUGCUGAAGAAGUGUGUUGAGGAGCUGAGCAAACGCUUCAUCCUGAACCUGCCGUCCUUCACCGUGCGUCUGAUCGACAAGGACGGGAUCCACGACAUGGAGAAGCUGACGCUGAGCGGAGAGAUGGCGCGGCCCAUGAAGGCCACCUUCUACCCGGCGGCCUGAAGCCACACACCUGCUGUUUUUGUACCGACAACCUUUGUUUUUGUUCUGUUCCAAUAAAAAAACACCUCCA
Messenger RNA from Nothobranchius furzeri (turquoise killifish), 934 nucleotides. It is a transcript of the gene psmb2, whose product is annotated as proteasome 20S subunit beta 2. Gene Ontology annotation, biological process: proteasomal protein catabolic process. The record is from RefSeq and is a predicted model, not a curated record. Gene Ontology annotation, cellular component: nucleus; cytosol; proteasome core complex. Lineage: Eukaryota; Metazoa; Chordata; Actinopteri; Cyprinodontiformes; Nothobranchiidae.